UCUCUCUCUCUCUCUCUCCUUUCAUCUCGUCUCUUUCUCUUCCUUAUUUUCCUCCUCGUCUUUCUCUUCUUUUUAUCUUCUUCUUCUUCUUCCUCUUCUUCUUCUUCUUCUUCCUCCUCCUCCUCCUCCUCCUCCUGCCGUAACUGUCACCGGUGUUAUUGUGUUGCGUCAUCAUCAUAUCAUCAUCAUCAUCAUCAAUAUUAUAAGUGUGUGAUUUACUUCGUCCUCAACUCCAUCAAUUAAUUACAAGUGCCAUCAUGUGUUCUAAGACUGCGAUGGUGGUGGUGGUGAUGCUGGCGGUGGUGCUGGAGGUGGUGGAGGUGGUGGAGGUGGAAGAAGAGGACAUGGUGCUGGGCUACGACACCGCCGAUCAACACCACUUCCAGAGAGGACGACCAGGCCAAGCAGUGAUGGGGGUGUAUGGCUGGACGUCCCCUGAGGGUGUUCACUUCCUGGUCCGCUACAUCGCCGACGCCGCAGGGUACCGUGUCCUGGAGACCAACGCCGCGCCCGUCGACGCCGCGGGGGUGGCGGCGGACGGGGGGCAGGGCGCGGCGACCCCCACGCCCACAAGCUAACUUCAACUCUCCCGUCUGAGCCCUAAUGAAACCAUCACCACCACGCCCACGCCAACGCCCACGGUCACCAGGAUACCCACGUCUGAUCAGUAUCACGCCCAUGCCCUCGCCCACACACCGCCACGCCCACCACAACACCCACAUCUGAGUCCUAAUGAAGCCAUCACCACCACGCCCACAACGACACCCACGUCUUAUCAGUACCACGCCCAUGCCCUCGAACACACACCACCACGCCCACCACUACACCCACAUCUCAGUCCUAGUUAAGCCAUCACUACCAAGCCCACGCCCACUCACACUCCCACACGCCCCACACACCCAGGUACAAAGUAGUUAGUGUUCUGUGUGUUGAGUAGAAGAUAAUGUGUUGCAAGGACAGUGUAGAGACUUGUAUAGAGGAGUUGGCCGUGUGCUGCCUCGCUAUAGUAUCAGUGUGUUGAGUCAGUGUGUUGCAGGACUGUGUAGAGACAUGUAUAGACGUGUUUGUGUGUUGCAUCGCUAUAGUAUCAGUGUGUUGAAUCAGUGUGUUGCAGGGACUGUGUAGAGACUUGUAUAGAGGAGUUGGCCGUGUGCUGCCUCGCUAAAGUAUCAGUGUGUUGAAUCAGUAUGUUGCAGGGACGGUGUAGAGAUAUGUAUAGAGGAGUUGGCCGUGUGUUACAUCGCUAUAGUAUCAGUGUGUUGUGUUAGUGUGUUGCAGGGACAGUGUAGAGACUUGUAUAGAGGAGUUGGCCGUGUGUUGCAUCGCUAUAGUAUCAGUAUGUUGAAUCAGUGUGUCUGGGACCGUGUAGAGCCAUGUAUAGACGUGUUCGUGUGUUGCCUCUCGCUGUAGUGUUUGAAGAGUACAGUUUUCCAUGUGU
Molecule: messenger RNA, 1438 nt
Organism: Eriocheir sinensis (Chinese mitten crab)
Lineage: Eukaryota; Metazoa; Arthropoda; Malacostraca; Decapoda; Varunidae
Exons: 3
Coding region: 258-578 (106 amino acids)
Source: RefSeq, a predicted model, not a curated record